GUGGUCUCCAGUGGAUUCGAAGACGUACAAUUACGUAAGUGCCCCUCCCCCAACCUGUCCCUCACUAGUCCCGGGAGACCCCCGGGCGGGAAGGGGAGGGGUGGCGGGCGGGGGCGCUCCGGGCAGCCCCAGCCGGACUCUGGCCGGUCCCUUCGCAGAGAUGCUGCCGCCCCCCAAGCUUUCCUUGGAACCCGGCUUUCCGGUCAAGCUGGGGGGCAUGGUGUCGUACCUGUGCGUGGGCGCCUACGGCUCCGAGAGGUACCGCCUGGUCCGAGAGAUCCACGGCCGCCUGCGGACCGUGAUCAAUCUGGAAGCCCUGUGGGGCGGCCGCGGAGCCACGUUCAACUUGACCGACCUGGUGGCGGAGCAGGCGGGGCCCUACCUGUGCGUCUACAAGUUCGGGGAGCUCUACUCCAAGAACAGUGACAAGGUCCCGCUCAUUAUAAGAAACGUCCUGGAGAGCCCCUUCCUGUGGGUCUUUCCCCCCGGCUUCGUCAGCCCGCGGCAAACCCUGUACUUCCACUGCAACUCCAGCCUGAACCUGGACAGGUACUACCUGUACCACGGGGCCAUCGAGGCCAACAAGCCCUUCAUCGAGCCCCUGAACAUCUCGGCGCACGAGGCCCAGUUCUACUUCCGGGAGAUGCACCGGCGCCUGCUGGGCGAGUACCAGUGCCUGGCCUACCACUCCCGCAACCCCUAUCACCUGACCGGCCUCAGCAACAAGGUGCUGAUCACUGCCGGUGCCCCCCGCUGCCCGCCUCCUCCUGGACGUCGUCUGAUCCCGCGGCCCUGACCGUGGCUGCCCUGGGACGGCUGCUGGCCUAGGCCGGGCCGCCGGGGGAGCCCCCCCCCCCGG
This is a messenger RNA of Antechinus flavipes (yellow-footed antechinus), 859 nucleotides long. Its product is annotated as leukocyte-associated immunoglobulin-like receptor 2. The record is from RefSeq and is a predicted model, not a curated record. The coding region runs from base 161 to 796 and encodes 211 amino acids. The transcript has 3 exons. NCBI's taxonomy places the organism in Eukaryota, Metazoa, Chordata, Mammalia, Dasyuromorphia, Dasyuridae.